Messenger RNA from Lactuca virosa, 3670 nucleotides. The record is from the annotation of a GenBank genome assembly. Lineage: Eukaryota; Viridiplantae; Streptophyta; Magnoliopsida; Asterales; Asteraceae.
GAAUAUUUUAUUUCUUUAAUUUUCUUUUCUUCAAAUCCAAACAGCUGGAGACCGGAGAAGACUUCAAAGCAUUCUUCGUUACACUGCUUGAUACCAUUUCAAACAUUUUUCCAAACCACAACAAUCAUCACUCAUGUUUGCCAAGAAACUGUUGCAAAAAGCUACAAAGCUUCACAAUCUUCAUCAUCAUCAUCAGAAUUUAAGGGGGAGCCUCACACAAGAAGAUUUGGAUUUUCAAAUAGCUGUACAUUAUGGUAUCCCAUCUACUGCAUCAGUUCUUGCCUUUGAUCCCAUUCAGAGGUUAUUAGCUAUUGGGACAUUAGAUGGCAGAAUAAAAGUGAUUGGUGGGGAUAACAUUGAAGGACUUCUAAUUUCUCCAAAGCAAUUACCUUUCAAGUAUUUGGAGUUUCUAUCCAACAAAGGGUUUUUAAUCAGCAUAUCCAAUGACAAUGACAUACAGGUGUGGAAUUUGGAAGAUAGAUCUGUAGCCUCUAGUUUGCAAUGGAGCUCCAACAUUACAAGUUUUUCUCUGAUACAUGGCUCCUUCUUCAUGUAUGUUGGAGAUGAGCAUGGGUUAAUGUCUGUUUUGAAGUAUGAGGAAGAUGCAGAGCUUUUGAUGCUACCAUAUCAUAUUUCAGCCAAAUCUCUUACUGAAGCAGCUGGAUCAUCAUUUCCAGAUCAUUGGACUGUUGUUGGAGUUCUUCAUCAACCAUGUUCUUCUGGAAAUAGGGUUUUAAUCGCAUACGAAAGUGGAUUAAUCAUUCUUUGGGAUGUCUUUGAAGCUCAAGUGGUUGUAGUUAGAGGUGAUAAUGUUCUUGAACUAAAGAAUGGAGUUGUUGACUCUCCUAAUCAUAGUCAACCUGAACACAAUUUGGAGGAGAAAGAGAUAACUGCUCUUUGUUGGGCUUCUUCUAAUGGCAGCAUUCUUGCUGUUGGAUACAUAGAUGGAGAUAUCAUGUUUUGGAAAACAUCAACUACUACUUCAAGUAAAACCCGAAAAUCUGGAGCAUCAAACAAUAAUGUUGUAAGGGUACAAUUGUCAUCUGCAGAAAGAAAAUUACCUGUAAUUGUCUUGCACUGGUCAGCCAACAGUAAAUCCCAAAAUGACUCUGAUGGUCAACUCUUUGUUUAUGGAGGCGAUGAAAUAGGGUCUGAUGAAGUAUUAACUGUUUUGAGUCUUGAAUGGAGCCCUGGGAUGGAAACCCUAAGAUGUGUAGCUCGUGCUGAGCUUACUCUUACUGGAUCAUUUGCUGAUAUGAGUUUGUUACCAAAUCCUAUAAACAACCUUGGAACUGAUUUAUUAGUACUCACAAACCCUGGGCAUCUUCAAUUCUUCAGUCAUGAGAGUUUGACUGCGUUGACUUCUGAACAUGAUAAGAGAAUUACUCUGAAUUCUAUCGAGUGUCCUGUACUCAUACCUACACUUGAUCCUAUCCUUACUGCAGCAAACCUCACUUCACUAGUUGCCACUGAAAACACUUCAAAGUUCCUUUUGGAGAUAGCUACAAAUAUGAAAGUUAACUCAACAUCAAAAUUUAUGGGUGGAAGUGGAAAUUGGCCUGUGUCUGGAGGCAUUGUACAACAGUUGUCUUCUCCUGAAGGUUAUGUGAUACAGAGAAUUUACAUAACUGGAUACAUGGAUGGAUCUGUUAAAAUAUGGGAUGCCACGUCAUCAGUCUUAUCAAUGCUGUGUGUUAUAAGGGAGAUGAAAGAUGUGGAAGUGAAAGUGAAAGGGUCAACUGCUCCAGUUUCAGAAUUAAACUUUUGCUCAUUGACUUCAGGUUUAGCAGUUGGAAAUCAACUUGGUUUCAUCCGUGUAUAUAACCUCAAUUCCAGUUCAAAAGAUACAACCCUACACAUUAUCACAGCAAUAAAACAAGAAGUUCACAAACAAGCUGAAAAUGGUGGGCCCAAGUGUAGUGCAUGUUUUCACCUUCUUGAUUCCCCUGUUCAAGCACUUCAAUAUAUGGACCAUGGAGCUAAGCUAGCAGUUGCACAUGAAUGUGGUCGUGUUGCAGUGCUUGAUGUGAAAUUAUUCUCGGUUUUGUUCCUGAGUGACUCUUUACCUAACCCUAGAAGUCCAGUGAUUUCAAUGAUGUGGAAAUCAUUUUUGCAUAAUGAUGGAUAUGUUAAGAGCCCAAAAGAUUUGGGAUCAAAGGAUCUUAACAAAAACAAAACUGUAGAGAGUUUGAUGUUCAUAUUCACCAAGGAUGCAAAGUUGUAUUUAUUUGGUUGUGAUGAUUAUCGCAUGAUCAACUCUAAACCAAUGCAACUGAAAAAGGAAACAACUGCUAUUUCAAUGCAUGUUAUAGAGGGGAGUACUUCCAUGGUUGAAUCAGUUGACCAAAAGGAGUCAAAGCAGUUGACCAAAGAUGUUUUAUCCAGAAAUGAACCACAUAGUCCAGUUGACCAAAAGGAGUCAAAACAGUUGGAUUCACUUGUUUUACUUUGUUUAAAAGAUGCACUACGAUUAUAUCGUUUAAAAUCUGUGAUUCAGGGGAACGAACAAACUUUGUGCAAAGUAAAACUUGCAAAGCCUUGUUGUUGGAGUACAACUUUUAAAAAAGAUGAAAAAACUUGUGGAUUGGUGUUACUCUAUCAAUCUGGAGAAUUAGAAAUCAGAUCAUUGCCAGAUCUAGAAGUGAUGAAAGUAACCUCAUUGAUGUCAAUAUUAAGGUGGAGUUUCAAACCAAACAUGGAAAGGACUAUGAGUUGUACAGAAACAGGGCAGAUUUCCAUGAUAAAUGGAUCUGAAGUGGCGUUUAUUUCUCUACUAAAUGGUGGUGAUGAUUUCAGGGUUUUGGAAUCUUUGCCUUCUCUUCAUGAUAAAGUGCUUGCAGCUGCAAUAGAGGCUGUGAUUAGCAGUUCUCAAAAACAAAGGAAAAAGCAGGGUACCCCUGGAGCAAUUGUGAAUAUUCUGAAAGGAUUUAAAGGAGGAAAAGCAAAAAAUGGCAUCAACUUUCCUGCAGAUUUUUUAUCGAGUUUUAGUAAUUUGGAUAAAAUCUUUUCAAAGAAUCCAUUUCCAGAUCCAGUUGAAAGCAUUACUGAUGAUCAGGAAGAUGUGGAGCUUGAUAUAGAUGACAUUGAAAUUGAUGAAGAACCUGUAUCCAUGCCUAUGCCUACUACUUCAUCGCAUUCAAAACAAAAUGAGGAAACUGGAAAGAAAAGUGACAGGGAAAGAUUAUUUGAUGGUGACAAUUCUGAUGCCACACCCCGACUUAGGACACGUGAAGAGAUCAUUGCUACAUAUAGAAAGGCUGGGGAUGCUUCCUCAGUGGCUUCACAAGCAAGAAACAAGCUUUUAGAACGCCAGGAGAAGCUUGAGAGAAUCAGCAGAAGGGCCCAAGAUCUAAACAAUGAAGCCGAAGACUUUGCAUCCUUAGCAAAUGAGCUUGUAAAGGCUAUGGAACGCAGAAAAUGGUGGCAAAUAUGAUCAUUUUUGCCAAUAUAUCAUAUUUCAUUCAAAACAUAUCAAAAACUACAGACAUUUUGGCUAAAUUUAGAUCGAUCUGUUUUUUAAUACAUGCCAACCAUAAAACUUGAAUACUUGAUAUGAAGAGACAAAGGAGUUGUAGUCUGUUGUAGAAGUAGGCACUUCUGUAAUAUGUCAGCAUAUUAGAUAAUUAUAUGAAUUCAAAUCCUAAGAGGUAACAAUAUGAAUGUUGUAGAA